Coturnix japonica (Japanese quail) is the source of this 475-nucleotide messenger RNA. RefSeq names its product interleukin 21 (gene IL21). Gene Ontology annotation, cellular component: extracellular region. NCBI's taxonomy places the organism in Eukaryota, Metazoa, Chordata, Aves, Galliformes, Phasianidae. The record is from RefSeq and is a predicted model, not a curated record. Gene Ontology annotation, biological process: positive regulation of natural killer cell mediated cytotoxicity; immune response. Gene Ontology annotation, molecular function: cytokine receptor binding.
AAACUCAUCAGUAUGGAGAGGAUGAUUGUUUUCUGUAUGCUCUUCUUCUGUUCCAGUAUGGUGCUGACUGCAGCUCCACCAAAAGCAACAAAAUACAAACAGCUUGCAAAGACAAUUGACCAACUAAAAGAUGUAGUGAAAGAUAAGGAUGUUGAAUUGCUGCAUACACCAGAAAACCCUGUGGAUGGAUGCCUGCACACAGCUGUAACCUGCUUCCAGAAUGGCAUACUGAAAUUACAGCCAAAAAACAGCCAUGUAAAUGCUACAUUCAACAAAACUGUUAAGAUCUUGAGAAGACCCAUUUUCCCAGACUCUGGAGAGCAAUGUGAGUCUUCAUGUGAAUCUUAUGAGAGAAAAAAACCCCAAGAGUUUCUGAACAGUUUUUCAAAACUGAUGCAAAAGGUAAUCGAUCACAUUUGGAUCUUCCCGUCUGGUUUCGGACAUUUUGUACAUAAGCACCGAUAGCUGUAUUUUC